Molecule: messenger RNA, 486 nt
Organism: Striga asiatica
Lineage: Eukaryota; Viridiplantae; Streptophyta; Magnoliopsida; Lamiales; Orobanchaceae
Source: the annotation of a GenBank genome assembly
AUGAAUCUUUGCCCCCAUCGAGCGAAUGACCUAGUCAAAGGCUUCAUCCCGCCGGAUCCUGUCUCGCAACGUGGGCCACAUUCUCAUCGCUCGAAUACCUCCCACAACUGGCAACCUGGAAGGACGGCUUGUUGGGCUUAUGAGGAAGAUGAAGAAGGCGAUGCAGAUGCCGAUGUAGAUGCAGGAAAGGAGUUCCUCGGCCAUGGUCGCCGCCUCCUCCCUAUUGGGGGCCACCACCAGAUGCAUGCAAGAAAUUCGGGAAAAUUUCCGGCAAAGAAUGCAUUGGCUGCAACAGGAUCAAACAGAGGAAAUUCAAAAAAGCACUCCAAAUACCCACAAGAAAUCGACCAAGCUCGAGAUUUAAGCAUAAAUGCUAAAAAAAAAAGGCAGAAAUUCUACACACAACGCUCAUGGGCAGCCAAGAUUAAAACUUUAAAAAACCUCAGAACACUCACUAACAUCGGAAAAAUCAUAAGAACACCAUAA